Messenger RNA from Aphis gossypii (cotton aphid), 618 nucleotides. Its product is annotated as piggyBac transposable element-derived protein 4-like. Bases 1 to 618 code for a protein of 205 amino acids. The transcript has a single exon. The record is from RefSeq and is a predicted model, not a curated record. Lineage: Eukaryota; Metazoa; Arthropoda; Insecta; Hemiptera; Aphididae.
AUGAGGACAUUUUUGGGUAUCAUUAUGUGGAUGGGAUUGACUCCUCAACCAUCUAUAGCGUCAUAUUGGAGCAAAAAUGAUAUUUAUAAAUCUAACAUUUCUAAUUAUAUGAAAAGAAAUCGAUUUGAAUUAUUACUAAGAAGUUUUCAUUGUUGUAAUAAUAAUGAAUGUCCUCGAGGAGAUCGAAUAUUUAAGAUACGUGGCUUAGUUGAUAUGUUAGUAAACAAAUUUAAAAAUUGUAACAUACCAGGUGAAAAUUUAUGUGUCGAUGAAUCAAUUAUUCCUUUUGUCGGACGUUUGUCGUUCCGUCAAUACAUCCAAAAUAAAAGGCAUAGGUAUGGAAUAAAGGCUUUUAAGCUAUGCACGAAUGAUGGAUAUACAGUAGGUUUCAAAAUAUACGCUGGACAGGAAUCAGUUCCUGGAAUGGGACUUUCAACUAAAAUUGUUAUGGAGUUGUCCGAAGACUACUUGGAUAUGGGGAGAACAAUAUUCACAGAUAACUGGUAUACUUCUAUUAGCUUAGCAAAUGAACUUUUGUCCCGAUCAACGAAUUCAGUAGGUACUUUGAGAUCCAACAGGAAGUUUAAUCCAAAAAAUGUUAUUAAUCGAAUAUUUUGA